ACUUCAACAUGUUUGUUUUAAUCCCCGGAAAACAGAAACUUCCGGUAAUUCCCUUACGUAAUCCACCCCGUAUGAUACGGAACAAGUGAAAAUGAGAGGGGAGAAAGCAAAAACAUUCAACUUCUAUCGACCUAACUAUAUACAGGCGGUACAAUAACGAUGGCGACCCAGUGACUGCGCCACAGCGCGGAAGUGUGGGUGUCGGUGUUUUUCUUUUGUUUCUUUACAAAACCAAUCGGAGCACCCAUUGAUCCCUUAAACGAGUCCUUUUCGGGCCGCGCGUAAGAAAAAACUCCGUCGAUCAGCGCCAGUAAUGAAGAUUCAAUCUAGAAUGGCGGUGUCAUGGAUAGGGACUGGGCCGAAUCUGUAGACGAUUUAAUUUGUACGUUCGACGGUGUCGGCGACAGAACAAUGGACACCUUGGCGAUGUUCGUGUUCGGGUGGAUUUUGGCCGCCCUCUUCCUACUAUGGCUCGGCAAGCUGCUGUACUCGAAGUUCGUGCUCAAGGAAAAAUCGACCGAUACGACCAAGACGAAAAUCGAAAGUGCUACGACCGAAAAGUUAAGUGAAAAAGUGAUACCGGCCGCGGACGUAAUCGACGCGAAAGUUGCGAAAAAGCUCGGCGCGGGUGUUUCGAAAGGGAAAAGCGCGGCGCCCACGCCGCCCGUCAGAAAGAGAUUGACGAGACAAUCGCCCGGGCCCGAUUUGAGAAAGGCGAAAUUCAUACCGGCACCGCAGUGUACCGGACCGGAUAACGUCAGUGUUUUGUGGGUGAAUGACGUUUUCCAGUGGCUUUACAAUGACUUGGUUAUCGUCAAUGAACUACUAAACGUUUGGAUACAGUUCUUGAACGAUUACAGCAAGAAGUCGGUCACUGAGCAAGGCGUCGGAGUGGAAUUCAUUAGGAUACUUCCCGAAACGCACCCGCCGGCUUUAACGAAUUUAUUUUGCGAAUGCGACACACGAGAUGACGUGACUAUCACGUGCGAUUGCGAGGCGACGCCGGCAUUCCAAUUGAAAUGCUUCCGGCAAAAGGGCGACAAAGUCGAGACGUCGCACUAUCGGGUGAAUGUCAAUCGAUUUCGGGCGCGCCUCAACAUCUUCUGCGUCAGCGACAAGCUGCAGGCCGAGCUGAAGUGCGACGGGUGGCCGGAAAUUAAGGUCGCCCUCGCGCCCGUCGGUAACAUCAAGAAUAAUCUGGACGAGACCCAGCUGCAGGAGGUGAUCAGCGACAUCGUCGUCAACGCCUUGAGGAGUACGGAGGUGCAAUUAAAUCUCGGUUUGUAUCCGACAUGCCCGCGAUUGGUUCGCCACGUCGCGACGCCUGGACACUCUCUGCCCGUGCAUUAUGAUAGCAUGCUGAACGCCUUUACGUCGACGCCCAACCACACGGGCAUGCCAUUAAUUCGAAGCGAUAAGCGUCUCCUCGUUAAAGUGAUACGUGCCACCCAUCUCGGAGUGCAGAGCGGCUGUACUGAGCCGUACUGCGUUGUCGAAAUGGACGAGCCGCCUCAAAAGAAUCAGACCUCGGUGCAGAAGAGCACAGACUCGCCGUACUGGGACGAACACUUCUUAUUCGAUCUAUCUCCGAAUACCGCCGAGCUGCUAUUUGAAGUGUACGAUCGUGCGUCGAAGCCGCCCCGUUUCCUGGGUCUCGGUAUCGUAGGCGUGGAGGAGUUGCUGAUCAAUCCAUCGCAAAGACAAAUAAUUACGUUGCAAAGCCGUCCUUACGAAAGCGAUUCCGUUUCGGGAACGCUUACUGUUGAGUUUUUGUUCAUCGAAGGUGCAGAUAUUCCAAACUUGAGUAAUCAGCAGCCGUUUAAAGUUAAGGAAACUAUCCGCAGUCCUUCGCCGAGUGGACCCAUACGACACACGACCACUACUACAUACCACAACGAUUCCUUAAUGAACGGUGAUCACCUCGCAGCUACCGCCAUUAGCGAUUUGGAGCACCAUAAACCCCAGUACAACACAAAUAAGAGCACGCUUGUCAUUCACAGUGUCCAAAGGCAUCCAUCGCAGCGUCUCGUUAAGGUCGAACUAAACCGCGAAGGCAAUUGGAAGGAAGUCGAGCGUCUCGAAAAAAGCGUAAGCGAAACCGACGCGCCCGAAGACGCGCCGAACGGAAUAAUCACCGUUACCGAUUUAAACGGUGGCGCCCCCGUCGCGACUAAACCAUCGGACAGUCCGCAAGCCGAGUAUUCGUCCCAUCCGUCGGGAAAUUAUCUGUCGCCGUCGGCGACGCUCUCGCCAAUAACGCCGCUGCACGACCAACAUUUAGAUUUCCGAGGACGGCCGAGGAAGAGGCGGGACUUCUUCGGCACAAUAAAACGUAGGCUCAACAAAUCGAAGGGACGCUCGAAGUCGGCCGGCCCCGGCGAGAACGAUAUCGGACGAGACGAUUCGUUGAAUCGUUCCAUUUCGGCCGAUCGACGAAUUGAUGGAAGAGAAGAAACGUCUAGGAGAUCUAGUCUAUCAGAAGCGUCGGGUUUGAGUAGCGCCUCUACAAGAACGUACGUCAACGAGGCGAGCACCUUAGUCUUGGAAACGAUCGAGAACGGCGUAAAGAAACACUACCUGGUACCGUUGUCGCUCGCGCAAAAGUCGAAGUGGAGGAAAAAGGGCACCAAGUUGCACAUUUUUAACGACCACACGUUUAUCGCCAAGCAUUUAUCGGGUGGAACCAUUUGUCAGGUGUGCAGUAAGAGCGUCGCCCGUCGAAUCGGAAAGCAAGGUUACGAAUGCCGAGAUUGCCUCCUCAAGUGUCACAAGCACUGCCACGUCAAAGUGAACGACAACUGUCCCACAUCUACCAUCCUCAGCAUUGAAUUGAGCUACAUUGCCAAUCCAUACACUGACAAAAACAUUCGUAUGCUUUAACUAGGUAAAAAAAAGGUUUCGUCAGCAUAGUUUUUAUAAACGGGUAGUUUAGAGCGUUAGUUACAAUUUGCACAAAACAAACUGUUGCUUUUGUUAAAGGGGAAAUCUCACAAGGAGCGAUGUUUUUUUAUUUAUUAUUAUUUUACCGACUUGUUGUGUACUUGGUGCAUAGUUUAACUUUCGUUAUUUUUAUUUAUUUGUACAUACACUUUGUAAUCAUUAAUGGGUAUUUGUUGGCGAUCGUCAGUCUCAUCCCGGGACAGAGACUGCUACCAGUGAGAGGAAAUUUUCCACAAAAAAAAACCUAUUCAAUUUUAUGUGAUUUUUUAUGUACUUUAAUAAUUCUUACUUAAUAAGCUAUUUCCGCAAGACAACUUCAUAUCUACCGCUGAAUUUUAAAAAUUGUUCCUGUUGCGCUUCAAGCUUCAUGCUUUGAAAAAAACUUGUACUCUUCAAUCCCGUUUUGUUUAAUAUAUGAGAAAGAUAUUUUAAACUGUUUCAAGUUUUAAAUUUUAUAUAAAUGUGAAGUGCCUGUAUCAGAGAGGUAGCUGUAAAUUCAUUUUUUUCGUCAUUUCGUUUAUGAAGACAGAAUGUGUACUUAUUCGAUAUACAAAGUUAAUGGAAUAAGUCUUAAUUUAGUACUAAUUUUGUUAGUUGCAUAAAUAAAUAAUUUUUGUUUCUA
Molecule: messenger RNA, 3562 nt
Organism: Photinus pyralis (common eastern firefly)
Lineage: Eukaryota; Metazoa; Arthropoda; Insecta; Coleoptera; Lampyridae
Exons: 15
Coding region: 343-2880 (845 amino acids)
Source: RefSeq, a predicted model, not a curated record